UAAAUAUAAAUAGAGAUUCAAAAGAUUAAAGCCAUAAACACAAUUGAAAUGGGAAAUAAGAAAAGCUGGUUAUUCACUUAUGUCAAGAAGCUUCUCUCUCCUGAUUCACAACCAAAAUCUCAAGAGGUAAAAAGAAAAUAUAUAUUACACCAACUUUUGAUCUUCACUUAAUUAUUUUUUAUUAUUAUUAUUUUUUUUGUGAUGAUCAAAAUAUUUAGCAGGACAAGAAAUCCAAGAAUCGGAGAUGGUUUAUUCCGAGGUCGAAAUUCAGACAGUAUCCUGUAACGGAAGCCGAAGAGGAAAGGCGAAAGCAUGCAAUGGCAGUUGCUAUUGCAACAGCAGCUGCUGCAGAAGCUGCUGUGGCUGCUGCAAACGCUGCCGCAGAAGUCGUACGCCUCACUAACAACAUCCCGCGUCGAGUCGAAAUGACGCAUUUGCCCUUGCCGGUUAUCAAGAUCCAAAGCGCUUACCGGGGGCAUCUUGCAAGAAAAGCACUAAGUGCACUUAAAGGAAUAGUGAAGAUUCAAGCAUUGGCUCGAGGCGAACUAGUGAGAAGAAUCUUCGUUAGAAGACGAGCAUCGUUAAAAGAAUAUGCCAUUUUUUCUCAAGAGCUCAAUGUAAGUAUUUUUUUUUCCUCAUCAAUCAAUCAAUUCAAUCCCUCAUAUUUGAACUCGUUUUCGAUCGAAGCGGUUACUAAAAAGGACUGCAUGAAGAAAAGGGAAAGGAGUAAGCGAUUUGAUCGUGAAGAAACGGAGAAGUUGAAGCCUAUGUCUUAUUCAGACACAGUUGAUACAACUAGGCUGGCACAACUGAAGAUGAGAACUCCAAGAAAACAUGGGAUUACAGAGGAUUCGACGUUUUCGCUACCGAGGAGAUCUUUUUUUAACGUGAAAGAGAAGUCGAUUGGAGAAGAAAGAUCUUUACCGAGUUCACCGGUUCUAGCAGGGUACAUGGCUGCUACGGAAUCUGCUAAGGCUAAGUCGAGAUCGCUCAGCACUCCGAGGCGGAGAUUGAGGUUGUGCGAAGAAUAUUCCGGUCAAGAUUCUCCUCGCAAACUCAGUUUUUCUUCACGGAGUGAUGAAAUAAUCAGCAGCCCUUAUAAAAGAAACAGUGUUUCGUUGCGAUUAGCAAGAGAAUAA
This is a messenger RNA of Erythranthe guttata (spotted monkey flower), 1139 nucleotides long. Lineage: Eukaryota; Viridiplantae; Streptophyta; Magnoliopsida; Lamiales; Phrymaceae. The record is from RefSeq and is a predicted model, not a curated record.